UGGAAAAAUGGACAGUCCGUCGGUGAUUGUAACUACGUACACUUUAUAUGUCCGAUGACGUGUAUAGUUAACUAAAUCGAUCAUCGCAUUAUUUAAUAACAAUAUAAUCAAGGUCAAUUCUUAAAUACACAUUUAUAACGUUUUCCAAAAAAAGAAUAAAUUAAUCCCAAGGCUCUUCGAAUGCGCAAGUCUGCAGCAGGAAGUUGUUCGCUGUCUAAAUAAAAAGGUAUUGAAAUGACAUUGGUAACUUGGUGCUUUUUAUUAUUAUAAUAACAAACACAGUAUAGGAUGCUACAGAAAACUGGAUAAUGCAUUCACGCGCAGAACCAAGUGUUUAAUAUUUGAAGCAUGGAUACAUGUCAUCCACUUGCACUACAUAUCUAGAUACAUGCUUACAAUAAUAACAACCCAACAGGUGAGGCAUUUUUCUAUUUACAAUGCUUGAUCAUAUAUUUUCGGCAUGGAUUUGGUUUGGUUCCAACCGUCCAGGAUUUUGUUGUGGUACAUUUUUAAUAUCCAUGUUAAUUUUGUCGACUUGGCUCUCUGGAAUCCACGCCAACCUGAAUUUAGGACCAGGUGGUGAUUUUCCUGGAUUUUAUGAUUUCAUCUUCUACUCCUUAAGUCACGAGGAGUUAACCUCCUUUCUCUACAACAUCAUUCUGCUGCUGUGGCUCGGACCCUGUCAGGAGAGGAGAUGGGGCACCUUCGUCUUCCUCGCCCUCUCCUUCCUCUCCACUGUGCUUCUUCCUCCCAUUUAUGCCCUCUUUCUCUUUGUCACCGGUGAUGAAGCCAGCAGGGUCAGUGGAUACGCAGCCACUCACCUGGCCCUGUUCACAGCUCAGUGUGGACAGGUGAAGCAGAGGAGAGUCCUGAAUCAUGUUCCUGUCUGGUUCUUGCCUUGGUUUUUCUUGCUGCUCAACCUUUUUCUGCUUCCCAGUGCUCCAGGCCUGCUGCACUUUUAUGCCAUUUGCCUGGGACUCAACUACAAUAAAGAGUUUAUUGAUAUAUUGCAGCAGUCAGAGAGAAUCUGUGUCUGCUUGCCAAAAUGGGCCUACAUUCCUGUAAUUUCACAUUCACACCUGCCAACUUACAUCAGCCCCUCCGAAAGACCCGAGCCUGAGCCAUCUCAGAUGGGACACAUGCCAUCAGUCAGCAGAUCCCAGUUGGAAGAUCAUUCACAUGUGCUGCCAUGGCAACAUUCUGUAUCUGAGUGGCAUAAUGAGUCUUUGUUGGAUGCGCAGUUGUUAGAGGAGCAGAUGCUAAGAGCUGGGAUAUUAGCAUCACUACAGGAUGCACCUGAGGGUGCGGAUAAAGUGGAAGUACCCAAGUCCUCUGUAUCAUCAUUACGGUUGCAACAGCUGGAGAAGAUGGGCUUCCCUACAGAGAAAGCUGUUGUGGCUCUUGCUGCUACAGGACAGCUGGAUGGAGCUAUUUCUUUACUUAUUGAUGAUCAGAUUGGGGAGGAGGCUGUGGUCAUCUCUAAAGGCAAGAAGUCACCGUCAUCAUAGCUCAGGGAUACUCA
Molecule: messenger RNA, 1522 nt
Organism: Xyrauchen texanus (razorback sucker)
Lineage: Eukaryota; Metazoa; Chordata; Actinopteri; Cypriniformes; Catostomidae
Product: rhomboid domain-containing protein 3-like
Exons: 5
Coding region: 438-1508 (356 amino acids)
Cellular component (GO): membrane
Molecular function (GO): protein binding; serine-type endopeptidase activity
Source: RefSeq, a predicted model, not a curated record